Molecule: messenger RNA, 5761 nt
Organism: Aphidius gifuensis
Lineage: Eukaryota; Metazoa; Arthropoda; Insecta; Hymenoptera; Braconidae
Gene: Neurl4
Product: neuralized-like protein 4
Exons: 5
Coding region: 223-5586 (1787 amino acids)
Source: RefSeq, a predicted model, not a curated record
UUUGUAAUAUAAUAAUAAAAAUUAUUAAUAAUAUACAGAUUGUUCACGUAGAUGAUGCUCCGGGCCGGGGUAAGACCUUUGCCUCUCGGUUAAUUUUACAAUUUUUAAUAAUUUAAAUAAUAAAAAAAAUAUUCAAGUGUCAAAAAUAAAAAAAAUAAUAAUUGUUAUUAUUAAUUCUAAAUAUUGUGUGUGAAUAAUAUUAUUGAAUUGGAAAAAUAUAAAAUGUUUCAUCGACAAUGUGGAGAUGGAAUAAAUUUAAUAAACAACAAUUGUACAGCAGUAAGAAAUUGCACAGAUUCAGAAAAAAAACAUGUUAUGAGUUUGGAGCCACUCAAAGAUGAUCAACUUUUUGAGAUAAGAAUUGACAGAAAGUUUACAUCAUGGAGUGAUUUUAUAGAAAUUGGAAUAACAACAAAUGAUCCAGAUACAGGAAGAGAAAGUCCUGGACAAACAUGGAUGUUAACAAGUACUGGAAUCCUCAAAAAUGGUCAACCAAUAACAGAAAUAAAUUACACAACAAAUUUAGAUAAUUUAGAGGAAGGUAACACUGUUGGUGUUAUGAAAACAAUAAAUAAUGAACUUGUUUUUUAUAUUAAUGGCUUAUCACAAGGUGUAGCCGCAACAAACAUUCCAACUAAAGUUUUUGCUUUGAUUGAAUUAUAUUACGAGUGUAUACAGAUAACAAUAAUAAAUCCAACAAGAUCAUCAUCUGCAUUAUCAUCAUCUUCAUCAUCAUCAUCGUCAUCGUCAUUAUCACCAAAAAUAACAACACCAGAAAUAAAUAAUGAUCAUCCACUUGGUGAAUCAUCAUCAUCAACAACAGCAGCAACAAAUAUGAUUGCAAAUUUAAAUGUAAAUUUAAAUGUAAAUAUGAAUGUAUCAUUACCAAAAAAUCCAACAGCACAAGCAAUACGUGAAGAUCGUUUACGUUUUCAUGAGCAUGUUGGUGCACUUGUAAAAUUAUCAAAUAAUGCUAGAACAGCUGAACGUCGUCGUCCACUUGAUGAAUUUAAUAAUGGUAUUGUCAUGACACAUCGUCAAUUACGUGAUAAUGAAUUAUUUGAAAUACGUAUUGAUCGUCUUGUUGAUAAAUGGUCAGGUAGUAUUGAAGUUGGUGUAACAAGUCAUAGUCCAACAGCACUUGAAUUUCCAGCAACAAUGACAAAUAUGAGAUCAGGUACAACAAUGAUGUCAGGAUGUGGUAUUCUAACAAAUGGUAAAGGUAUACAACGUGAAUAUGGUGAAAUAAAUCUUGAUGAAUUAAGAGAAGGUGAUAGAGUUGGUAUGAUUAGACAUAGUAAUGGUAAUUUACAUUAUUUAAUAAAUGGUCUUGAUCAAGGAAUUGCUGCAAAAAUAACACAAGGUGUAUGGGGUGUUGUUGAAUUAUAUGGUAUGACUGUUAAAGUAACAAUUGUUGAUCGUGAUGAAAGAGAAGAACAAAAUUUAAUAACAAGAAGAAAUACAUUACAUUUACAAGGUUUAAAUGAUAAUGGUGAUGAUGAACCACUUGAUAGAUUAACAUUUCAUCCAUGUUGUGGUACACAUGCUGAUGUUAUUAAUAAUGGUAGAACAGCACAUCGUCCAAAUGCAAUGGAUGAUUUUAAUAAUGGUGUUGUAUUAACAAUGCGUCCAUUACGUUGUAAUGAAUUAUUUGAAGUUAAAUUAGAUAAAAUUGUAACAAAAUGGGCUGGUUCAAUUGAAAUUGGUGUUACAACACAUUCACCAACUGAACUAGAAUUUCCAUUUACAAUGACAAAUGUUAGAUCUGGUACAUGGAUUAUGACUGGUAAUGGUGUUAUGCAUAAUGGUAAUUCAAUUAUUGAACAAUAUGGACAAAAUUUAGAUCGUUUACAAGUUGGUGAUCGUGUUGGUGUUAUGAGAAAAGAUAAUGGUACAAUACAUUUUUUUGUAAAUGGUAUUGAUCAAGGUGCUGCUGCUGUUAAUGUACCAGAAAGAAUAUAUGGUGUUAUUGAUCUUUAUGGACAAGCAACACAAGCAACAAUUAUUGAUUAUUCUGAUUAUUAUAGUCCAACAACAAAUAAUUCAUCAUUUAGUAAUACAACAUUAUACAGUGAUUUAAGAUUUCAUCAUGUACAUGGUAAACAUGCUAGAAUAUCAAAUAAUGGAUUAACAGCAUCAAGAAUACGUGCACUUGGUGAAUUUAAUGAAGCAAUUGUUAUUGCAAAUAGACCAUUAAGAGAUGGUGAAUUAUUUCAAGUAUCAAUUGAUAAAAUGGUUGGUAGAUGGUCUGGUGCGAUUGAAGCUGGUGUCACAGCAAUAAGACCAGAUGAGCUAGAAUUUCCAUCAACAAUGACUGAUAUUGAUCAUGAUACAUGGAUGCUAUCUGGUUCAACUGUUAUGCGUGAUGGUGUUACAUUGAGACAUCAUUAUUCUUGUGAUUUAGAUAAAUUAACAGAAGGCAAUAGAAUUGGUAUGAUGAGAUGUUCUGAUUCAACAUUACAUUAUUAUCUUGAUGGAGUUGAUCAAGGUAUUGCUUGUACUGGUCUUCCAGCUUAUGUUUAUCCUGUAAUUGAUUUAUAUGCACAAUGCGCACAAGUUACUAUUGUACAACCAGAAAGACGUGAUACAAUGACACAACAAUAUCUUGCAUCUGAAAAUAGUUUAAGUCAACAGCCAACAUCAGUUAUACAGCCACAAAUACAAAAUGAAAUAACACAUAAAUUUCAUGAAUCAGUUGGUCUUAAUAUACAAUUAAAUAGUGAUCGUAUUAUUGCAGCAAGAUGUCGUGAAUAUAAUCAUGCUGUAUUAUUAAGUGAAUCACCACUAGAAACAAAUGAAUUAUUCGAAAUAUCAAUACAAGAAAUUGCAACAGAAUGGUGUGGUUCAUUACAAAUUGGUGUUAUUAGUAAUGAAAUUGGUACAUGGUUAACAUCAAUGGAUCUUGUACCAAGUAUGACAUCAAUACCAAUUGAUGCAUGGUAUUUAAGUGGUAAUGAAAUACGUCAUAAAAAUUAUGUAUUAACACCAAAUUAUUGUCCAAGUCUUGAUUGGCUGAGAGUCAAUGAUAAAAUAUCACUUAAACGUAGCCAUGAAGGACAUUUAAAAUAUUAUAUUAAUGGCGAAGAUAUGGGUAUUGCAGCAACAAAUAUACCAGAAUUAAUAUUUGUUAUUGUUGAAUUAUUUGGUACAACUGUUGCUGUUAAAAUAACAAGUACAAAACAACAAAAUUUAUUAAUGUCAUUAAAUGCUAGUUUACGUUUACAAGAUUCACUUGAACUUGUACUUGAUUCUGUACCAUUAACAUUACGUAAUGAUGCUGGUAUGGAUGAUACAUCUGUUGAAUUAUCUGAAUUAAAAUUACAAGAAAAUUCAAUAACACCAUGUCAAAUAUCAAUAUCAAAUAUAACUGAUAUAACAAAUACAGAUAUUAAUUAUGAAUUUCAUGAAAAUCAUGGAAGAAAUAUUGAGCUAGAAGGAUUAAAAAUUGCUAAAAGAGUUUCAUCAUAUAAUCAGGGUGUUGUUAUGACAAAUAAACCACUUGUUAAAGGUAAAAUAUUUAAAAUUAAAAUUGAUAAAUUAAAUGAAAGAUGGGUAUCUGGUAUAUUGUGUGGUGUAACAUGUAUAUCACCAGAUAAAGCAACAUUUCCAUUAACAGCAUUGGGUUUUAAAAAAAAUUCAUGGAUCAUAUGUAGUGAUUGGAUGUCACACAAUGGUGUUAAAAUUAAAACAAGAUACGGUGAAAAUUUAGAUAAUAUUAAAAUUGAAUCAACAAUUGGUCUGUUAAUUGAUGAAGAAUCAAAACUACAUUUAAUUAUAAAUGACAUUGAUCAAGGAGUUGCUGUAUCUGAUUUACCACAAUUUGUUUAUGGUGUUAUUGAUUUAUAUGGUCAAGUUGAAAAAAUAUCAAUUAUUGGAACACCAAAUGAUCACACAACAAUUCGUAAUAAUGAUGCUAUUAAUCAUGCAAUUGCUAAUGAUAAUAAUACAAUUACCUUUGUUGAUGAUCCAGAUAAUUCACGUGAAAAAGCUGAUCUUGAAUGUUAUGAAAAAGAAAAUAUUAAUGGUAAUCCGUCCAAUGAACAAAUUAAAAUUAAUAAUGACGAUAAUGUACCAACAAAUUCAUUUAUACCAAUUGAUUCAACAAGUAAUCCUCCAAUAGCAACAACAACAACAACAAAUAAUAUAUUAAAUAAUUUUGGUAAAACAACAAGUUGUCAAUCAAUUGAUAAUAAUUCAGAUGAUGAAUCUGAUAUUGAGAAUGAUUUACAAAAUACAGAAAUUAAAAAACAAAAAAAAUGUAAAAGUAUUGAUUUAAAUUUUAAUAAUAAUAAUACAAUUUCAAAUGAUAAUGGUGAAAAUAUUAAUAAUAUUGAUGAUGAUAAUGAUGAUGACGACGACGACGAUGAUGAUGAUGAUGAUGACGAUGAUGAUAAUAAUAAUGUUAAUAGUAAUAAUAAUAAUACUAAUGAUAGUAAUAAUAUUGAUGAUGAUAAUAAUACUAGUAAUGAAAUAAUUGGCCUGAACAAUGAUUGUACAAAUGUAGAUAUAAAUAAUGCAACGAAUAUUAAUAUUAAAAAUGGAUCAGCAGCAUCAUCAAGUAAUAUGUCAAAUUUAAAUACAGCAAUUAAUUCAACAAAUGCAAAUAAUGCAAUUAAUGAAAGUAUCGCAUCAAAUAGUCAAAUGAAUAAUUCAAAUAUAUUAAUACAAGAUAAUAUUAUAACAUCACAAACUGAUAAUAAUAUUAUUAUCAAUAAUAACAACAAUAGCAACAACAACAACAAUAAUACACCAAUAAAUAAUGAAGCAACAAAUUCAUCUGGUGAUACAUCAAGAAUUAAUAAUAACAACAAUAAUAAUCAUAUGAUUAAAAGUAAUGAUAGUAGUAGUAAUAAUAAUAUAAAUAUUACUGGACAAAAUCAACAAAAUAAUAAUAAUGAAAGAAUUAUAAUAUCACAAAAUAUAACAAUAAAUAAUAGAACAAUUAUUGUAACAUCAGCUAAAAAAUGUGAAUAUUUAAAAGCAUGUUUGAGAUUAAAAAAAAGUUUAGUAUUACCAGAUGAAUUUUUUUUACUUGAUGAUAUAACAUGUUAUUGUAGUAUGUGUUAUAAAAUAAAUUCAGAUGAAGUUGUUUGUGAAAAAGGUGAACCACCAGCUGAAUUUCGUAUUCCAGUUGGAUGGGUUAGAUUUCCAUUAAAAAUGAGUAUAAAUGCUAAUCAAAUACCUCAAAGUACAACAGAUAAAUGGCAUGUUGCAUUUUAUGGAACAGGAUUAGAUUCAAUUAGAUGGAUUUUAGAUAUGGGAGAGCUAUUGACUGUUGAACAACUUGACAUGAGUAAUUUAACAACAAAUAUAAAUACUGAUGAACAAAAUUUACAAGUUGUAUUUUCACCAAAUAUUAAUCAUGUCACGUCCAAAGAGUGCUCAAAAAAAUAUCCAUAUAUUGAUACUCAAUCAAAUAGAAAAUUAAAUGCAUCAACGGCAUUUCAAUUAUUGGUAAGACCUGGAUCAUACACAACAAGUCCAGGUAAAGAAAGAGUUGAUGGUAUUGAAUCAACUGAAUGGGCAACAAAAGAAGCAGGAGCUACAGUUAUUAUUGCAUUGCUCAUUCAUCUUGAUGGAUUUUAAAAUUGCCAUUAAUUUUUAAUAAUUAAUCAUUAUCACUAAAUCGGUCCUACAGUAUCUCAAAUUAUACAUAUAUAUAUAAAGUACGUAUAUAAUAUAUUUCUAUAUAAAUAAAACUACGCUAAUACACUGCAAAAAUCGAUCGCAAUAAAGAAAAAAAAAUCUCCAAAAAGAAAAA